AGUGUUGGUGGUGGUGUCGGGGUGGGUGGGAGUGGUUGGAGGGCUGGGGUGGGGGCUACCGGGACGCGUUCCAAGUAAUUGUUGGGAAGUGGCGAGCAAAAGUGAAAGGUGUCUGGGCGCUGGCGCCGCCGAGCGUCGAAGAAAACUAUCAAUUAAAACCGGCUGCUGGGCCGUGAAAUGAUUGCAAUAGAGGCUAUAAAGGCUUACAAUCAUGCCUUCGCCGGCCCAUUGUUGGCCACCCCCAUCGACAGAAGAGGAACGCGGCGCUCUGUCUGCGAUCGCCUCCCUUUUCACCUCAGUGCUGCCCCUUGUCGCCAAGGACGCACCCCGGGGGUGCGUUGAAUGGGUAGGGGGUAUACUGUCCCAUCCCCCUAAAAACCACUAUCUCCCCCAUCCCCUGCCUAAAAAAAAAACUACCACUUUGUACCAGGACUCAUGAUCUCGAAUUCGGUGGCUGCGAUCGAGCAAAAUGUCGCUAACAUGGCUUGACACCGAUCUUCGGCCCAGAAGUUCUGGAGAGUUCGCUGCCACAACGUGGUUGAAGACGUUGUUCACGGGCUACUGACAUCAAACAGCACAAGAAACCAGUGACGUCCACACAGACGCCAGUGACGUCCAUACAGAAACCAGGGCUACCCACACAGAACCAGGGACGUCCAGGAUGCCGGAUGCGCCAGCUCCGAGUCCGGUUACGGAGGAUGCCGCUGCUUGCAGUCCGAAGGAGUGUGAUACCUUUGACCUCCCUCCUUCACGUUUUGUUGGUGUGGGUGCUGUGCACUUCCGGCAUAACGCGCGCCUCGCACGUGUACCUCAACCUGCUGGAGGACGGUGAGAAGGGGUGACCGAACAACACAAGAUGGCGCCCGCCCUGGACGGCGCUCGACCGUCUCCCUCAGACAAGCUUCCCAUCGAAGACCUGCUGGAGAACCCUGACCACGCCUUUGACCCCAGCCCUAAGGAUAUCAACCAGCGAGCACUGCUGCGGCGCCUGGGCAAGCAGCUGGACCGGGACUUCCUGUCCAUCGAGGAACCCAACGACGCCAACGACAGUUUCGUGUACGACAUGAAGGGUGGGAGGCCCAACGGGCCCCGGCCGGACUUCCUCAAGUACCUGCGGUCCUUCCCGCGGGCGGACGGUGGGCAGGUGAGCUUGCAGGCUGGGAGACGGCAGCGGCGGCGGCUGCAGAAGCUGGUGUGGGCCUUCACCUACUGCCCCGUGCAGUAUGCCUGGAAGGACCUUGGCGUACGCUUCUGGCCGCGCUGGUUGCGGGAGGGCGUGUGCUGGAACGGCAAGCCCUGCUCGAUGCCCCCCGGCAUGACCUGCAAGCCCGCCAGCUCUGUCACCAAGACCCUGUUGCGCUGGCAUUGUACCCGCUCUCGCCCUGCGGCCCGCCGCCGUCCCGACUGCCGCUGGAUCCCCGUGCAGUACCCGGUCAUCACCCAGUGCAGCUGUAAGUGCUGACGCGGGAGGAGAAACCGGUGGCUAGUUGGACCUCAUUCGGACUUGACAGUGUUGCAGUCGCCCACUCUUCUCUCUCUGACUGGGCACACGGUGGAGGUGACAUAGACCAGUGCAUUACAGUGUAGACCAGUGUAGUCCAGUGUGUGUUGUUUCUGGAUGUCGGACAGAGAACAACGUUCGUCUCUCGUUCUCGGAGCUCAGUGGUUCAUCACACUACCUUGAAAACUUGUGACCUGGUGAUGUGGAACAGGAGAGAGCCUGGGCACUGUUGACCUCACUCAUUCGAGACUGUCGCAUUUUAACCCUGGGUUAUGGCUCUUGUAACUAGCGGAACAAGCCGCCCAGUGAUGAAAUGUCGGACCACACAAUGACUGACUGAAGGUUUGUAUCCAUCGAAGCAGGAAU
This is a messenger RNA of Pomacea canaliculata, 1867 nucleotides long. RefSeq names its product noggin-2-like. Lineage: Eukaryota; Metazoa; Mollusca; Gastropoda; Architaenioglossa; Ampullariidae. Bases 857 to 1462 code for a protein of 201 amino acids. Gene Ontology annotation, biological process: negative regulation of cell differentiation; dorsal/ventral pattern formation; osteoblast differentiation. The record is from RefSeq and is a predicted model, not a curated record. The transcript has 2 exons.